AUGGAUGAAAUUAAAAAAAUGUUACAAAAUAUACAAGAUGACAUUCAAAAACAGAAGCAAGACAUGAAAGAAAUGGAAGAAAACAUUAAGGAGUCAAUAAACAAAAACAUAGACCAAAAAUUUUCCUUAAUUGAAACCAGAACAAGCCAGCUGAAAGAAAAAAUUGAAAAACAACAAAUAAUUAUAGACCAGCUAGACAACAAACUGAGGAAGAAAAAUUUAGUAUUUUUCGGGGUGCAGGAAGUAGAAAGGAACUACGAUGCCUUGGUCAAAUUAAUAUUAGACAUUAUAAACAAUAAAAUGGAAAUAAAGUGUCAAUGGUGGGAAAUAGAAAACGUAAGUAGAAUUGGCAAAAAAAGUGAUAAGGUUAGGCCGGUGAUAGUCACUAUUACAACAAUAGGUAGAAAAUUGGAACUGAUUAGAUGUAAAAAGAAGUUGGAAGAUACAGGGAUAUAUAUUAAAGAAGAUUACUCCCCGGCUGUCUUACAAAAACGGAGAGAACUCCAGGAAGAGCUUAAAAGGGAACGGCAAGCGGGAAAAAACGUAGCACUGCGACAUAACAAGAUUAUUACUUUAAAAUCACACCCAGCAGGAAAUCGUACACCUAAUGACAACCAGUCAAAAAAACGGAUGCUGUCUGAAUCUCCCGACGCUGUUGAGGUAGUCAAAUCCAAUGAAGAGAAAACAAAACAACAAGCCAAGAAAACGAGGCCCCAAAGCAUCACAAACUACUUACGCCCACCCCAACUAAACCUAUCCACCAACGACAAUAACAACGACGACCAAAAAACUAACGAGCGCCUCCCCACAAACAACACCUCCUCCAAGCCGGCUGGUCCCCGUGGAGGAGUAUGA
Molecule: messenger RNA, 855 nt
Organism: Cydia fagiglandana
Lineage: Eukaryota; Metazoa; Arthropoda; Insecta; Lepidoptera; Tortricidae
Exons: 1
Coding region: 1-855 (284 amino acids)
Source: RefSeq, a predicted model, not a curated record